Messenger RNA from Cavenderia fasciculata, 678 nucleotides. RefSeq lists its product as uncharacterized. Gene Ontology annotation, molecular function: structural constituent of chromatin; protein heterodimerization activity; DNA binding. Bases 1 to 678 code for a protein of 225 amino acids. NCBI's taxonomy places the organism in Eukaryota, Evosea, Eumycetozoa, Acytosteliales, Cavenderiaceae. Gene Ontology annotation, cellular component: nucleosome. The transcript is spliced from 3 exons. The record is from RefSeq and is a predicted model, not a curated record.
AUGCGAUCAUCAAUCUAUGGAACUGGUCGAUCAAGCACACCUGAAGCAACCAUGAUCAAAAGAGUUGUAAAGUCGGUCGGUGGUUCAAGUGUCUCAGCUAAAGGUGUUGCUGUUCUCGUUAGUAUGAUUCGUCAUGUUUUUGUUGAGAUUACAUUGAUGACAUCAACCUUUAAGGAAAGAGCACCCAAACAAACUCUUACAGCUAGAGACAUCCAAUUUGCAGUUAGACUUGUACUCGGAGGUACUGAAUUGGCCAAACAUGCCAUCGUACAAGGUAUGGCUGCUGUCCAAAGGGGAUCAACCCAAGGACCAAUGAUUAAAGUUUCAUAUGUCAAGAGAUGUCUAAAGAGUAGUAUGCUUUAUGCUAGAAUGGGUAGAGGUACACCCAUCUAUUUGGCAGCUGUCCUUGAAUACAUCCUUGCAGAGGUACUUGAACUCUCUUUAAAUGUUGCCAGAGAACAGAAAAAGACAAUCAUUGCUCCAAAUCACAUUAGAACCGCCAUUCAAAACGACAAUGAACUCUUUGGUUUGUUUGAUAAGGUUAUCAUUGCUGGUGCUGGUGCUGUUAGUCAUAUGCCACUCAAUGGUAGAGACCAUUUUGUUUCAUCCCAUCCUUCUAUUCCUCCACCAAAUGAUCCAUCAGACUCUUUUAGCAAACUUUCUAUUCAAAACUAUUAA